AUGACAACAGAAGCAUACCGUUUCUCAUUUUUGCUUUUCCUAAACAAAUUACAUGCUAUGACAACCGCCCGAGAUGAUUUAUUAGAGCUUUUAGCUUUGAAAAAGCAGGAAUUCAAAGAUAACAAGACUAAAAACACACAUGCUCCUUCAAAUGAUAAAAGAACCGUGCAAGAUGUAUCUGAGCAGUUUGAUGAAAAGCCUGACAAGAAAGAUGCACAGAAAGUUUCAGAUACACACAAGGAGGAUGAGCCUAAGAAAGAUGAUGCAAAGCCAGCAGAUUCAGGAUCAACUAACAAGAAAGAACCUACCAAAGAGCAACAGGAAAAGUCAAAAAAAGAAAGCAAAGAAAGUACACAGACACUAACGGAUCAAGAUGCUCAAAUAUCUGGUCAGGAGCACAAGCAAAAGCCUGAGAGUAGCAACGCAGCCUCUCAGAACAAGAAAAAAGAAGAGAACAUGCGUCAACAAAGCCACGACAAACAAGAUAAACCCGAACAUUCCUCCAUUGAGAAGGCUCAAGGUAGAUAUCAAGAUGCAAACAAGUUAGAUCAGCAGCCUGAACAGGAAGAAGCUCAUCAACAAAAGGAGCACGAAAAAGCUCAAGCUGCACACAGCCCUAAAGAGGAGGAGCAACGUGAACAUCAGCAGCUUAAACAUGAAAAAGCUCAUCAACAAAAGGAGCACGAAAAAGCUCAAGCUGCACACAACCCUAAAGAGGAGGAGCAACAUGAACAUCAGCAGCUUAAACAUGAAGAAGCUCAUCAGCACAAGGAGCACGAAAAAGCUCAAGCUGCACACAGCCCUAAAGAGGAGGAGCAACGUGAGCAUCAGCAGCUUAAACAUGAAGAAGCUCAUCAGCACAAGGAGCACGAAAAAGCUCAAGCUGCACACAGCCCUAAAGAGGAGGAGCAACGUGAGCAUCAGCAGCUUAAACAUAAAGAAGCUCAUCAGCAAAAGGAGCACGAAAAAGCUCAAGCUGCAUACGACCCUAAAGAGGAGGAGCAACGUGAGCAUCAGCAACAUAAACAAAAGCAAAGGGCUCAAGAGCAUCGUGAAGAACAAAAUUUCAAAGAGCAAAAACAUAAAGAUUCGGGAUUGAAGGGACAAGCGCAUGAUGGCCAGGAAUACCAAGAGCAAAAGAAGAAAAAAGAACUUCCUAAAGAGGUGGAUACAGAUGCUCAUCCUUCAGCAAACGAGGCACCCGCUGUCAAGCAGCAACAAGAUACUAGUACGGAACCCUCUCAGCCAGUCCCAGCUCAGCAGCAGCAACAGCAACAAGAUACUAGUACGGAACCCUCUCAACCAGAUCCAGCUCAACAGCAGCAACUUUCUGAUCAGGUGCCUUCAGUAACAGAUCAAACAGAGACACUUCAAGCCACGGAAGACGAUGAUGUCUCAGUAACAGAACAAGAGGAUAUGGGUCAAGAAAAGACAGUUGCUGCCGAAUCAUUUUUUGAAGGAUACGGAAUCGCAGCAGGGCACGGCGAAGAUGAGUUUGGAGGUCUAGGAUUGAUUGGCGUGUUUGAAGAGAGCAAUGCAAGCUCCAUUGGCGCUGCAUUAGACAACUCUUAUAGAUUAAAUAUGCUCGCCAUCUUGUCUCUUUUCCUCAUGUAUUACAUUUUAGCCAAACAGAAAUAA
Messenger RNA from Mucor velutinosus, 1638 nucleotides. RefSeq lists its product as uncharacterized. The record is from RefSeq and is a predicted model, not a curated record. NCBI's taxonomy places the organism in Eukaryota, Fungi, Mucoromycota, Mucoromycetes, Mucorales, Mucoraceae. Bases 1 to 1638 code for a protein of 545 amino acids. The transcript is spliced from 2 exons.